AAUCAUUGGUUGCUGCUCGUCAAGAUGCUAAUGCCUGCUUGGCUCGAGUGAUUGGAACAUGUUGUAGUUUCUGAGAUAUCAAAUUGAGCGAUGGGGACCCACAUGGAGCCUGACACCAAUGAUGUUGUCAUGGACGUUCGUGUGGCAUUUGAUUCGAUUAUGUCCCUUGACCUAGCAAAUCAACAGUUUGGAGCAGACCUUUGGAUUUCACUCACGACACCAAAGUGCCCAACGAAGUGCCAGAGUUUCAAAUGUGGAAGGUGCAAGCAGAUCAAAGAGCUCUUGGAACCUUUCCAAAAAAAAGCAGACGGUGGUCGUGGUGACCGCUGGAUCGCCAGCCAAAACAUGGUGGACAUCGAAGAUGCAUCACUUACACACCCAGCCGUGUCCUACAAGGAGAGCGACGAUUCCUUUCGUUUGUCAUGGAGAUUUUUAGGCAAAUUCGGAGAGGCGUGGGAACUCAAGAACUUCCCCUUCGAUAGCCAAGACUUUACCGUGUCAAUGAUGAUCCGGUAUCCCUACAAGGAUGGCAGCAUGAAGAUGCGUUUUGCCUGUGGCAAAAAUGGAAAGGUCAUCCGGCCCAAAGCCUUCACCAUCCUUCAAAACUCGUGGAAAAGUCCAAAAGAUGAAGAUGAUCGGCUGCAUGUGUGGGAAGAAGACACAGAGCAGUCCUAUGUGCAGGAUGGAGUUCUGCGUCACACAUUGAACGUCACUGUGCAAAUGGGGCGGACACCAUGGCAUUAUGUGUCCAACAUUGUGUUUCCACUCUUUUUGAUUGUUUGUAUGAGCGCCUCUUCAAUCGUCAUCCCCCCUGAGAAACUCUCGGAUCGUUUGUCAGCUUCCCUGACGCUGGUGCUCGCAGCAGUUGCUUAUAAAUAUGUAGUGGCACAGAUGGUACCUCCGAUCGGCUACAGCACUUGGCUAGAUCACUACGUCACGAUGUGCUUCAUUUUCCUUUUCCUGGUGGUUCUGGAGAACUGUGUGGCAGCUUUAUGCCAUUCCCAGCAUGAUCAAGAGAUGCUGCUGGCCGGAUCGAUCUUGUUCGGCUGCUUUGGGCUGUGCAAUAUCGUCUUUGCUAUCAGGGCCUGUUGGGCAAUGAACCAUCCCAGCAGAAUUUCCCGGAAGAUUAAGAAGACACAACCUGUCGGUAGGUUCCUUCCCUGCUUCAAUGAUGUUCAGUCUGAAGCUGAAAGAGAGUUUUGUGGAGAGUGCCUGGACACCUGUGGCCGCUCCUACGAUCUUGUUCCCGCUGAAGAUUCUGAGUCUGCAAGUUCUUCAUGAUGAGCUGACUGAGCAUGCUCACCGUUUCUAGAACAGAAUUCGCUGCAGGACCCGAGACUUUCAAGAUAGACUCUCUUGAUUUGUGAGGAUCGGGCACUUUGCACUGAGUGCAUUCCUUAACAACAAUUCAAAAUGAAGGCAACCAGAGACUGGAGAAAUGCUGGGCUUUCUCGCUUCCUUUGUGACUUCACUCUGUUGACAUUCAAUUGGAGCACAACACUUGUUCUGUUGUUUGAAUUGGCAAAGUGUGUUUGAAUGAACCAAUUUAUCACUGAGGUCUGCCGUGUACUACACACUGACUGGUGUCAAGCCACUGGUGUCAUGCCCAGCUGAAAGGCAAAGCUGUCCGACCCAAGCGUCGAAAAAAUAUGGGCCGCUGGUAGUAUCUACAGUACUAACAAAGAAAUUUACUUUCAUUCUUA
Durusdinium trenchii is the source of this 1703-nucleotide messenger RNA. Lineage: Eukaryota; Dinophyceae; Suessiales; Symbiodiniaceae. The record is from the annotation of a GenBank genome assembly.